Globicephala melas (long-finned pilot whale) is the source of this 7699-nucleotide messenger RNA. RefSeq names its product alpha and gamma adaptin binding protein (gene AAGAB). The record is from RefSeq and is a predicted model, not a curated record. Lineage: Eukaryota; Metazoa; Chordata; Mammalia; Artiodactyla; Delphinidae.
CCCAAGGCGGAAGGGGCUCUGGGACAGAACCUGUUCGCUGGUGCAGAGAUGGCUGCGGGCGUCCCGUGUGCGCUAGUCACCAGCUGCUCAUCCACUUUUUCCGCAGACCGGCUAGUCCAGCAUAUCCUUGGAACAGAAGAUCUUAUUGUGGAAGUGACUGCCAACGAUGCCGUGAGGUUUUAUCCCUGGACCAUUGAUAAUAAAUACUAUUCAGCAGAUAUCAAUCUAUGUGUGGUGCCAAACAAAUUUCUCGUCACUGCAGAGAUUGCAGAGUCUGUUCAAGCAUUUGUGGUUUACUUCGACAGCACGCAAAAAUCUGGUCUUGAUAGUGUUUCCUCCUGGCUUCCACUGGCAGAAGCAUGGUUACCUGAGGUGAUGAUCUUGGUUUGCGAUAGAGUGUCUGAAAAUGGUGUAAACCGACAGAAGGCUCAAGAGUGGUGUAUCAAACAUGGCUUUGAAUUAGUAGAACUUAGUCCAGAAGAGUUGCCUGAGGAGGAUGAUGACUUCCCAGAAUCUACAGGAGUAAAGCGAAUUGUUCAAGCCUUGAAUGCCAAUGUCUGGUCCAAUGUAGUGAUGAAGAAUGAUAGGAACCAAGGCUUUAACCUUCUCAGCUCAUUGGCUGGAGCAAACCAUAGCACUGGAUCAGCAGAGACCUGCCACUCAGAGCAGCCCCAGUUGCCAGCAGCAGAGAGGACUGAACCCCUCUUGGAUCAUCGAGGUGGUGCCUCUAAUACAACAGACACUCAGGUCGAUAGCAUCGUGGAUCCCACGUUAGACCUGGAUAUUCAAGAACUAGCCAGUCUUACUACAGGUGGAGGAGAUUUGGAGAAUUUUGAAAGACUAUUUUCAAAGUUAAAAGAAAUGAAAGACAAGGCUGCGACGCUUCCUCACGAGCAAAGAAAGUUGCAUGCAGAAAAGGUGGCCAAAGCUUUCUGGAUGGCAAUUGGGGGAGACAGAGAUGAAAUUGAAGGCCUUUCGUCUGAUGAAGAACACUAAAUUAUUCAUGCUAGGGCUUGACUACCAAAGACCCUAGCUCCCUCUACCUGAGCUACUUCCCUACUCAACCCAGUCAUCUUUUGCUGAGCUCCCCAUCAUCAUGUUGGCCGCCUGACUUGUUUAUAGGCUCCCGUGAAUUUUAGUUUUUAGUAGGGGGUAAAGCAGACAUCUCUCCUCCCUCAGAAUAUCGUGGGGGAGUGAGAAUGACAAUAAGGAGUGAGGAAUUCUCAAAUACGCUUUUUUGCUCUAGGAACAGGGGUGGGAUGAGGCUCCAAGGCCUGUGUGAUAGGACCAAGUUAAAGGCGAAGAACCACCAGGCCAUUCCUGGUCAGUCUUCUAAGCAGCGUUCCCCGCGUUCACACGUGAUCACUGCAGAUCGGGAGCCUGUGCCACCUUUCCUGGGUUCUGGAUUCUUUCUGUCAAGGAACUUGCUGCUCUGAGGUUUGAUGCUUUCGAUGGGAGGAAAGAUUUAAUCUGUGCUGUAGUAUAGACUAUGUGCCAAAGCCACUGGCCCUCAGGUUAGUCUCUAGCUAAAAAAAAAAAAAAAAAAUGCAUCUGGUCAUUUCAUUUGAAAUACAGUAUCUGAGCUCAUGCUAGAAAGUACUGAGAAACCAUUGUGAAUUUUUAGACUGUAGUAAAUGAUGCAAGGGUUUCCCACUCUGGUAGGGAUAAAAUAAACCCUCCUCUACCAAGUUGUGGGUCUGUCGGUAUGCGUGUGUAAGAGAGAGAGAAGCUUAAGGAAUUCCCUCUAUAGGCCACUGAAACGGUAUGAUCAUAUCCUGAGAUUUUUGCAUUAGUGUUACCGUGGAGAAAGUUUUCUUUCUUAGAGUUCGCUACCUGAGAUGGCAGAGCUGUGUUGUCACAACUCAUACCCUCAAAACAAGGCAAGUUUCCUUUUCUCUUUCUGAAAGCCAGAGAUCACUGCCAAAAUAGUAACACUAAGGAGUGGGCUUGGUGGGAAAGGAUAUGAAAUGUUAGGCAGUGAAUCCCUGAGUACCUUGUGUUACUUCCAGGGCUCAGUGGGUCAGCUCUAGGGGAAAUGAUCACCAAGGGGAAAGUUUCCAGAGGAAGAGUGGGAAAUAGAGCAAAUGUAAUCCUUAUUUUCUGUUUUCGUAGGCACUUUGUAAUGCAUGUCAUGAGCCUUUACUGUGGUAGUCACUGCCAUGGCUCUAAACUGGCUCAGGGCACAUGGCCUGAGAACUGCUGCUUUCCUAGUGUGGGUAGGAACCUCUUAGGUCACCAGCAGAAACAAGUUUCAGACACCUUUGUGCAACACCUUCUAAGCACUGCAGAACCUGACAGAUGGCAGAAUGACUGGAAUGCUCCAGGUUCCGGGCCAGGGUGACUGCAGGAGGGAAGGUUUCAGUGAUUGGAGCCAUUCCAGGGAACAUUGGAGGCUAUCUUGCUUGAUACUUUUUUCUUUUUCUUUCUUUUCUUUUUUCACUAUCUGAAGGUCUUUGAGACUGUAGUUUACCAUCAUUCCAUCAGUGUUUCUUUGAGGUAACUGCAUCAGCCAUUGACUGGGAAUAUAAGGGAAGCUGGCCCUGGGGUUGCAAGAUGAAAGGUGGAACAUAUUUUUCUUAAAACAUGAAAGGUUUCAGAAAAUACAUUAGGUCACGUGGUUAGGGAAAACAAACUAGAAAAAGCUGUGAACUUGAUUUUGUGGAUUAAACAAAGCCAGGUGAUUAAAAUGUGAUUUAUUUAUAAAGUCUGCUUAUGUGUAUUUUUAUGAUUUUGUUGGGUUUUUUUUGGGGGGGGUGGGGAAGCCUUCCUUUAUUGGAUUAGGCAUAAACAGCAAAUAAUCUAAGAGUUUGUCAAACUCACUCUUUUAGAAUCCACCAUUUAAAUGUAUAAUAUCAAGUCAUGUUUUCAAGAUCUCAGCUAUCUGGGGGUAUUGGCCCCUUCUAGGGGAGAUGUGAGAUUAAAGUGUCCAGUGGUACCUACUAAAGGCCCAUUUUAAGAAGAGUGAUCAUGAGCUAAUAUUGUAAUAAAAAUUGCAUUCUAUCUAAAGUGACCUAUGUACCUGCCACCAUAAGUUAUUAUGGACUGUCCAUCUGGGAUUUAAAACAAGAACCUCGGCUUUUUUUUUUCCUUAAACAUUUUUCUAUUUGUGUAGCAUGGUGUCUGGCACAUAGUGGGCACUUAAAGCUGGUUUGGACUUGCAUUCAAUAGUUUUGAUGACCAUGAUCCUAAAGUUUUAAGGUCCAUGAGUGUUGGGAGGUAGGGAGAGAUAAGAAUAAACUUUUUACUUCCCUGAGAAAAUCAUAUGUUAUGUAAUAAUUUUAGAGUGAUGAAGACAUAGAUAUUUUUAUAAUUUUAAGAUAUGUUAUCCUGCCAGAAUAUGAGAAGAUUGACAGAACCAGUUUGCUUGCUCUCUUUUUAUAGAACUUGGCCACAUCUAAUUCAGAGAAGCUGGAGAUUCAGGGAUGCUAGACUUAGAUGGCUGAGUAAUAUGGGAUGUGGUUCAAGGCCCAUAGAGCGUGUCAAGCCAUUACUGCAAACUACUUAUAACAAAGGAAAUGUGAUCUGUUGCUAACUUCGUGUUCCCACCAUGGAGAGGUGAGGAUAAACAUUUUUGCCGUGGCCUGUCGGAUUCCCUUAACCUUGGGUCAGUCUCUUGACAGUGGCCAUCGAGAGAGCACGUGGAGUGCCCCUUGCCCUGCCUUGGCCUGCCGUGGAAAAACAGUCUUUGAAGAAUCACUGUCUAAGGAAUGAAGAAUUGAAAAGAGGUAAUAGCAACAGCGUGAUCUUUUGUUGAACACUACUGAGCCCUGGCCCAGCUCUAAAUGAUGUGCUGUUUUACUUUGUUUCUUGUUGGAAAAGCAUUGAUUCAAAACCUGGACCUAAUGGUUAUAACUAACUGCAUCUUUAGAACACAGGAAAUCUCAGGAAUUCAUCAAUGGUGUUAGAAGGCCUCAAACUGGAAGUUAAGGACGAGCAACUGCAACCUGUUCCUUGAUCCUGAUGAGAGCUGAAACAAGGACUCAGUGCAGCCAGCACUGGCUGGGACCCUCCUUGGUGACAGACUGUGCUGGCCGUGGCCGAACCUGCAGACUUGGGAGCGAAGUCAUGUGAGCUGGAGAGUGUGGAAACCUGCUUCUUUCGGAACCUGAAACCUACCUCCAUUGCCUGUGGCAAGAUUAAUCCGGUGGCGUCCACGCACUUGCCAAAGGCUCUCAAAUACAAAGGGAAUGAUAAUCCGGUGGCGUCCACGCACUUGCCAAAGGCUCUCAAAUACAAAGGGAAUGAACGCGAAGUAACAACGCGGAGACAGCGUCGCUGGGACUUGUGCAGUGCUGGGAGACGCGCCAACUGGGAGACUGGACACCUUCACGUGCCUGACCCGGAGGCUCCUGCUAUCCCUGCAGGACUGGCUGGCACUGCGUGUUGCCCUCGGUGAGUGAAUGAGGGCAGCGGGGCUGUGGCAGAAUGGGACCUGGCACAUCCUUGGUCAAAGUGCACUUGGGCUUGGAGACACGUUUCUCUGAAGCCCCUGGGGCCCUUUAACCUCUUCUCUCCACUCAGACAUGGCAGCGAGAAUGAGAGCGAGCUUCUGGCCCAGCAGCUUUUCAAUGAAAAGUUUAUUAGAAGGGCACUUACAGGGGAGAGAGAAGGAGAGAGAGGACACAGUUCUUUAACAAUAGGGGGUACAAUGCUUAAACAGGUGCUCUGCUCUUAAGAUAAAAGUUAGAAAAAUCUAAAACACUAUAAAUACAUACAUGCUUUUUACAAAGGUAUUAAAAGGUCAGGCUGGCUGAGAAGGGAAGGUAAUCAACAUCCUCCGCGUUCUUUUUCCCCACCCAAACGCACACCCAAACAGGCGUCCUGCCCAGAACAGCCUAGUUGCAACAGCAGCACUGAGGGUGAAUGAAGGCUUCCUGGAGGAAGAUGGCUUCAUCCCUCUGGACAGUUCUCACCCCUAGGAAGGGAGAGGGGCUUGGUUCAGAGGCCCCCACGUAAGGGCCUGUAUUCGACUCUGAGCUGCCUGUGUCACAUGCUGCCACGUGGGGAGCCAGCCUGGGUCAGUCGUCCCAGGUGCUGAGCCCAAAAGCCACUGCACCCUCUACCAGCGUUUGGAACUGGCUGUGCCCCGUCUCUUCCCAGCCACUGUCCUUGGGAGGAGAGCCUUUUCCAACUUUCUUCAAAAAAUUAAAUAGUUAUCUGUCUUGAAUGGUUUUAAGAAAUUAUUACAUAAAUAUAAAAACACCAGAAUGCUCGAGUGUACAUUACUUUAGCAUAAAAGAAAAAAAUUACAGGAUCACUUGAGAGAAUUUCUCAAUCCAGUUUACACAAUACGCGAGUUUUUGCAUGUGGUAGCUGUGUUUCUGAAAGGUUGCCUGUAGCGCAAGUCAUUUCCCCGCUCUUCCAUCAGAGGUGCCUCAUUUUUGAUCCAUACGUUUUUCUGCUUUCCCACCCACUUGCGGAGUGGCUGAUACUCCUGAAAGACUGUCAUUUGAAGGGGUUCGAGAAGGGAACAUCUACGCCACACCAAGAAAAAUGGUACAACUUAGCUGUGUUGAGGUUUUCUUCUAGCAAAGAUGUUAGAUUUGGGAAAAACUCCCAACUGUGCCACUUAGUCACACAGUAAGACACAGGGCCCGGAACCAAACUCAUGCCCUCUCUUGCUACUUGGUAACCCCCUUGGCAAACAAACAGUCCCCUGAGCAGUCUGCAGAUUCCUGUCCCUCCCUUCUCCUUUUAAGGACUACAGAGAGUGGCCUAAUGAGCGCUCUAAUGUGAGCUCUCACCCCGCAGAGACCCUCACGGAGCCUCAGAAAUGGCAGCUUGGGGCUGAGAAUGAAAUCAGAUAUCUGCCGUCUCCCCAAGCUACUCACAUACAUGCAUGACAUGCACGCGCGUUACUUAAAGAAAACCUUUUUCUGCGGUGUGAGUAAAAGUAUUUAGCCCUGGAAUACGUCCAAACUCUAGGAAGCCAGAGGGAGAUGGAGAAAAACAAACUAAGCACAAGAUACGUGCUACAGCUCAUUCCAAUACAUUAACAAUGAUUUAAAAAAAUAAUCACCAUGGUAAAUAAAAAAAUACAGCACAGACAACAUAAGGACAAUGGAAAAGUCUGCCAGCAGCCUUGCCCUCAUGUCUGUUCUUCCUAAGAGUCCAAGUCCCCGCUCCUGACUCUGGGCUUGUCUCAGAAUGUCAGAUCUGCAGCCUGCCAGGAAGGUGGCCAGCAGAGAAGACUGGCCAGCACAGGCCUGUAACCCGAACCGCUGGGGCGGCUACCUACUUGCACUGGAAGGCUCCAAGUACUAAAUAAAGUUAGGAGGGGGGAGGGAGUGGGCGGAGAGGAAAGGGAAUACAAGCUGGCUCCUGAGGGAGGCGCUGAGGCCAGGAUCCAGGGCCCCCGCGCUCUAGCUGCUCUCAGGUCAGCGUCAGCACAAGCCGCAAGGUGAAGGUGGCCUGGCGGGGAGCCCGGGGCAGGGAAGCGAGGCACGUUGUGCAGCCUGGACGACGGCACUGAAAAGGGUCUCCAACAGCCACCGUCACCCCCCAGAACUGCCCCGAUUUCCUCCUGCCCCUUUCAGCUGUCCUUUAAGUUUUUCAAUGUAUAAAUGCCUUCAGGCAAUAGGAUCUUUAAACUAUUUUUAUGACUUGAAAAGGACACUAAUAUUACAUGUGCCUCAAAGCCACCUACGCAGCCUCUAGGGUGGGAAUGAAACCAGAUCCUAACCUCUGGGUACAACCAAAUUUCUUUUCAAUGGUGCUGAAGGUGGGCUUUCCCACUUUUUCCUCUCAUCCUCCUCCAGCAGUCUAGUCUAUAAAGAAAAAGGGCCAAGCAAGUAGCUCUCGGAAAAACACAAAAUUACAACUUCACGCCUCCUAGAAGUAGCCUUUAGCUUUGAGCACUGAGGGUUCUGAGACACCAUCCAAAUGCAGCGAGAUGUGACCAACAAGAUCACCCAAAUUGGGCUGUACCUGAAGCCGGUUCCCAAGUACCUGGGGGGACAGCUGUGCGCCGUAGGAAGCCCUCACAGGAGAUCAUGUUAGCAGGUGGAGAACGCGGGCCCUCAGAGACUGCUCUCCAUGGCUUCUAGAGGGGGCACCACGAUGGCUUCAGCCAAGGCCAAAAUGGAAUAAGAAGUCAUACCAUGAGUCUCAGACCUGACUGGGAGCAGGAACACACAUCCAGGAGGUUCAGAUGAUUUCCUGUAUCUAAAAGAAGCAGUCCACCAUCAUUUCAUACCAGGCACGAACUUCAGACUUGCAGUAUCUGGCCCCCUCAGGUGGAGUGAGGGACUACACACCGUCUCCGGCUCUGUGUCGACAGUCCUGCGCAAAGACCAGUCCAGGUCUGGCAAGGUACUCUUGUCUCUUCCUGUGUCCUCUGGAGGCUUGGCAAGCAGCUCUCCUACCUGGAAACUUCAGGGCUGGAGCUUCAGAGGCCUAGGAUCCUGUAAGUGAGGCACCCAGGAAGCCCCCAACAUCUCUACAUAGCAUCAGAAAUGUCAUCACAUUUGAGGUUUAUACCUGCCAAAAGUGUACACUUUCUUCCCUUCACCUGCAAUUAAGACAGGACUUCCAUAGGAAAUCCCUUUGUUUUUCCUGGUAGAAAUCCAUGCAAAAAUAUGGGAUAAGUCAUUUCAUACAAAAACAGCAGCAAAGUAUAAAGUACCAAUUGCAAGUGGCAAUUCCAUCUGCUGUAUUCUGCAAAAGGCCAGUAGAAGAGGGCUCUUUUUUUUUUUUUUUU